AUGAAAGUAUAUUAUUCCGAUAUCUGUUUAAAGCAUGCUCCAAAAUAUGAAAUUUUAUCCGGAAAAUUUGUUGAAUACUUUGAAAGUCCAUCCCGUCUCUCAAUUAUUGUAGACCGAUUACGAACUCAAAAUUCAUCUCAGCACUUUGAAUUUUUAUGCCCUUCAGAUCAUGGUCUUGAUGCUAUUCUAGCAAUUCACAAUGUUGAUUAUAUAGAAUAUCUAAAGUCAGCUUAUGAGGAAUGGUGUAAGGAAGGUGGUAAUAGAGAUGGGGUAAUACCGGAAGCAUUUCCUCAUAGUGGGUUUAUUAGUACUAGUCGAGACAAGAUUAAGAACGCCAAAUCAUCACUUGCUAAGGCCGGAUUAUAUUGUUUCGAUCUAUCAUGCUGUAUAACAGAAGGAACUUGGGAAGCAAUCUAUGAAUCUGCGCAGAUUGGUAUUAGUGCUGCUAAGGAACUUAUCAAACUUAAUAACGAAUCUGUUCAUAAUAAAGGUCAUCCAAUUGGUGUAUUCGCUCUUUGUCGCCCACCUGGCCAUCAUGCAAGUUCAAAUAUCAGUGGUGGAGGAUGUUUUCUUAAUAAUGCUGCUAUCGCUGCUAAACUAUUGAUCGAUGAUCUUGAUUCUAAUGGAAAUGCUAGAAAAGUCAUCAUAUUGGAUAUCGACUAUCAUCAUGGAAAUGGAACACAAGACAUUUUUUAUACUCAAUCAAAUCCUUUAUAUGUUUCAUUACAUGCAUCAAAUGAUUAUCCAUGGUUUACUGGCGAAACAACAGAAAUUGGUGAAGGUGAAGGUGAAGGUUAUAAUGUUAAUAUUCCAUUACCAAAAGAAACUAGUGAUGAAGCAUAUUGUAAGGUGUUAGAAAAAGUCAUUAAAGAAAAGAUUACUUCUUAUGAGGCUUAUUAUCUAAUUGUUUCUCUGGGUGUUGACACGUACAAAGAUGAUCCAAUUGCGGGAUUUCAAGUUACAGCAGAUGCAUAUAAACAAGUUGGAAGAAUAAUUAAAUCAAUAGAGUUACCAACACUUUUUGUAAUGGAAGGCGGAUAUCAUAUGGAAACUUUGGGAAUUAAUGUUUCUAAUGUGUUGUUAGGAUUUCUUGAUUGCUAA
This is a messenger RNA of Racocetra persica, 1101 nucleotides long. NCBI's taxonomy places the organism in Eukaryota, Fungi, Glomeromycota, Glomeromycetes, Diversisporales, Gigasporaceae. The record is from the annotation of a GenBank genome assembly.